UGGAACUGGAGCCGGAUACACAAUCAGUGCUGCUGCUCUGUCCCACAGUGGAGAGUACUGGUGUGGAGCUGAAAGAGGGAGCAACCCGUUUAACUCAGACUACAGCAGUGCUGUCAAUAUACAAGUAUCAGAGCUGUUUAGCACACCCACUAUGACAGUGAUGCCUGAUGCCUCAGUGUGGGAGGGAGAGGCUGUGACUCUCCAGUGUGAGGCUCAGAUAAAUAAACAGGGCACACAACUGCAGUACCGCUAUAUCAAAGACAAUGGGGAUCUGAGUGGAGCUCGAUCACGGGAUCCAUACUCAAUCCCAGCGGCAGAGCCGAGAGACACAGGGAUCUACCAGUGUGAGGUGGAGGCAGCAGGGACGGGGCUGAAGAAAAGGAGUGGUUCUGUAUCACUGACUGUGAGAGAGCUGUUUAGGAAACCCAUUCUGACAUUCACCCCUGUGAGUCCAGUGUGGGAGGGAGAGGCUGUGACUCUGCAGUGUGGGGUUCAGAUAGAUAAAUGGGGCACCCGGCUCCAGUACCGCUAUAUCAAAGACAAUGGGGAUCUGAGAGGAGCUGGAUCACAGGAUCAGCAUUCAAUCCCAGCAGCAGAGCUGAGAGACACAGGGAGCUACCAGUGUGAGGUGGAGGCAGCAGGGACGGGGCUGAAGAAAAGGAGUGAUUCUGUGAGGCUUUCUCUGAAAGAGCUGCCCCAGACUACACUCACCCUGGAGCCUCCAUUCCCAGAGAUAUGCACUGGGGAGACAGUCACUCUGAGGUGUGGGGUUGAGGGGGGUUCUGCUGGCUGGAAAUAUCUCUGGUACAAAGACAGUGAGGACACUCCAGUGCUCCAGACUGCUGGCUGCAGUAUAACUUGUGACAGCUACACAAUCACUGCAGCUGCUGUAUCUGACCAGGGCCAGUACUGCUGUCGAGGACAAAGAGGAGAUCAGCCACUCUACUCACAUCUCAGUGAAAAAGUAAUAUUAACUGUGUCUGAUGUUCAUCCCAAGGCUGUCCUGACCCUGCAGCCUGCCUGGGCACAGAUAUUCACAGGAGAGACAGUCACCCUGAGGUGUGAGGUGGAGGGGUGCUCUGCUGGCUGGAGGUUUAAACAGUACAGAGAUGGACGUGAAAAGGCAGGGUGCAGUAAGCAAUACAGCAGGAGAGAUGGGCACAGCUGUACAAUCAGUAACGCUCAGAAUUCCCAUAGUGGAGUUUACUGGUGUGAGUCUGGACAGGAGCGCAGUAAUGCUGUCAACCUAACUGUGUCCAAGCUGCCCCAGCCUACAAUCACCCUGGAGCCUCCAUUCCUAGAGAUAUGCACCGGGGAGACAGUCACUCUGAGGUGUGGGGUUGAGGUGGGUUCUGCUGGCUGGAAAUAUCUCUGGUACAAAGACAGUGAGGACACUCCAGUGCUCCAGACUGCUGGACGCAGUAUAACUGGUGACAGCUACACAAUCACUGCAGCUGCUGUAUCUGACCAGGGCCAGUACUGCUGUCGAGGACAAAGAGGAGAUCAGCCACUCUACUCACAGCUCAGUGAUAAAGUAAUAUUAACUGUGUCUGAGGUUCGUCCCAAGGCUGUCCUGACCCUGCAUCCUGCCUGGACACAGAUAUUCACAGGAGAGACAGUCACCCUGAGCUGUGAGGUGGAGGGGGGCUCUGCUGGCUGGAGGUUUAAACAGUACAGAGACGGACAUGAAGAGGUAUGGUGCAAUGAUCAAUACAACAGGAGAGAUGGGGACAGCUGCACAAUCAGUACCGCUCAGUAUAACCACAGUGGAGUGUACUGGUGUGAGUCUGGACAGGAGCGCAGUAAUGCUGUCAACCUAACUAUGUCCAAUACAUGGGUGAUUCUGCAGACGCCCCCCCAGCCUGUGAUUGAGGGAGACUCUCUGACUCUAAGGUGUCGUGUCCGCACAAAUUAUACAUUUUCUAGGAUUGUCUUUUUUAAAGAUAAUGAAGAGAUUCAGUCCCCGAAUAACACAGAGCUGAGUGUGGAUCGUGUUUCAAAGAGUGACGAGGGGUCCUACAAGUGCAGUGCGAUGUGGAACUCCUCCACUUACUCUGGUGACUCUGCAGAGGUGCGGGUGUCAGUGAGAGAGCUGUUCUCCUGGGUGACUCUGACAGCCUCUCCAGGAGCCACAGUGAAGGAGGGAGAGGCUCUUAACCUGACCUGUGAGGCAGCAGUGAACAAAACCCCCCGCCCUCAACUCCACUACACCAUUGUGAGAGACGGGGAGCCUGUGACUAACAGCACUGACUCUGCACUGUACAGCAUAGCCAGCACUGAGAAGAGCCACACUGGGAGCUACACGUGUGCUGUGGAGUCACAGGGAGUGAAGAAGAGCAGCCAGGAGCUACACAUUGAAGUGCAAACGUCCUGGCACAGCGCUGUUGCUAUUGGCUACAGAGUGAGCUUCACUCUGAUUCAUUUCAUUGUGUUCACUCUGCUGCUCCUUCAAUACUGCAGGAUCCAAGGUUCCCUGUGUAUUGCUGGCGGUACAUCACGGAAAACCUCGGAUCAGGAUCAGGAGCAGUCAGCAGAGAGGAUUGAGCUCUGCAGCCGUGUGCAGCACACUGGAGUGGAACUGCAAUAGUAUUGCACUGUCCUGCUAAAGAUCAGCCUGAAUGCAUUGUCUUAGAACUACUGUGAAUAUCUGUUCAAACUGCGGCUGUAGUUUACAGAAAAUGACCAUUGACUGGGGUAUUUUCUAAGACCUCAAAACAAAUGGAUUAUUCAUUGAUUGUUUGAUUGAAUUCAUUUAUUUAAUAGAUUGCUUGAUUGCACAGUGUAACUUGAAGUGCAUUACUGAACAAUGUAUGUAUUCAUAAGCUAUCCUUUAGUCAAUAAACUGCUUUAUUCUACUAGUGGUGUUCUGUAUUAUUAAUGAUACACCUUCAACAUGUAUUUGAACUUUCAAAGUAUUGGGGGUUUGAGGUAGCAAAAAGUCAUUAUUAUAGAUAUUAAUGGUAAUAUAAUUAAGUUUCCUAACCGUUGGAAGGGGUGUGUUGU
Acipenser ruthenus (sterlet) is the source of this 3003-nucleotide messenger RNA. Its product is annotated as Fc receptor-like protein 3. NCBI's taxonomy places the organism in Eukaryota, Metazoa, Chordata, Actinopteri, Acipenseriformes, Acipenseridae. The record is from RefSeq and is a predicted model, not a curated record. Gene Ontology annotation, biological process: cell surface receptor signaling pathway. The transcript has 12 exons. Bases 152 to 2587 code for a protein of 811 amino acids. Gene Ontology annotation, molecular function: transmembrane signaling receptor activity.